AUGCAGGCCAGCGGGAGUAUUGGUAAGAUAAUUGCCCUUGUUGCAUCGCCUGACGUCAAAGUAUCUGUCCUGUCACGCAGUUCGAGCGAGGCAACCUUUGAUUCUGAUGUCAGUGUUCGCAAAACGGAUUUCUCCGAGGCUGAUCUGGAAUCCGCCUUGAGGGGUCAAGAUGCUGUAAUUUCAGCUGUGUGCGCCACUGGGUUUGUUGACCAGAAGAACUUUAUUUAUGCUUCCAUCCGCGCUGGUGUGAAGAGAUUUAUUCUCUCCGAGUUUUCUUCGAACACCUUUAGCGAUGCUGUCAUACAGUUGGUGCCUCUUUUUGAGCAGAAGAGGGUGGUCCUCGAUUACCUAAAGUCCAAGGAGUCGGAAGGACUCGCCUGGAGCGGUAUCGCCACUGCACUUUUGUUUGACUGGGGUCUUACCACUGGGUUCCUAGGCUACGACAUUACGUCUCAAACUGCCAACCAAUAUUUUUACGUUGCAUCGGUUGAGACCUCACAGAAGGAGAUCCUUGGUGCUUUGGAGGAAGCCACCUCCUCCAAGUGGACGGUGACAGAUACUAGCACUGAUUCUGAGAUCAGCGAAGCUGUCAAAACGCUCGGCAUUGGUGACUUCAGCGGUGCCUUUAUGCUGGUUCGUGACACAAGCUAUGCCAAUACUCCUGGACUUCGUGCCAACUACGUGAAAGAUGAGAAGCUAGCGAAUGGUUUGCUUGGAUUAAUGAAGCAAAGUGUCAAGGACAGUGUCAUUCAGGUUGUUGAUAAGCUCUAG
Molecule: messenger RNA, 771 nt
Organism: Penicillium arizonense
Lineage: Eukaryota; Fungi; Ascomycota; Eurotiomycetes; Eurotiales; Aspergillaceae
Exons: 4
Coding region: 1-771 (256 amino acids)
Source: RefSeq, a predicted model, not a curated record